AUGGUCAAACAUUGUAUGAUUUGUGGCAACGUCGAAGGCGUGGAUGGCGUUUCAGUGCAUGGUUUUCCAGCAAAUGUCGAUCGGAAGCGUCAAUGGGUGAUGUUCGCCGAGGACAAUGGUGUCAAUGCUCGACAGAUAUUGGCUCACUCCAAGCUCUGUUCAAGGCAUUUUGUUGCCGGUCGUGAUUACUACGGAGGAGCCGUACAUCGCCGUCGACUAACUGUUGGAGCAGUGCCGUCAGUAGUGCUUGGGGACGUCGAGAUGGAAGAGAGAGAGGACGUGGAGAUCGUCGGCGUCCCAGUGGAGGGUGUGGAGUACGUGGAAGUCGUUGGUGUCCCAGUGGAUGUAGGGGAUGAUGUGGAAGGAGUGGAGGUGGUGGAGGACAUGGAAUUUGUCGAGGUCCUGAUGGAAGGUGUGGAGGAAGUGGAGGACGAGGUAGUCCAGAUGGAAGUGGUGGAGGACGAGGUGGUCCAGAUGGAAGUGGUGGAGGACGUGGAAUUUGUUGAGGUUCAGAUGGACGGAGGGGAUGACGUGGAAGUGGUAGAAGUCCAGAUGGACGGAGGGGAGGACGUGGAAGUGGUAGAAGUGCAGAUGGACGAAGUGCAAGCGGAACUGGAGUUUGUGGACAUGCUCGACGAGUUGCAGCCAGACGUCGACGAAGAGGUCAGUAAAUAUUUCCGACCACUUGCCGUGGGUGAACAACCCCGAGGGCGUGCGCCAAUAAUUGACAGGCCGGCAGGCGUGACACACCCGCUUCCAGAGCAGCACAACGCGGGCGCGUUAAACAGAAUCUGCACACAGUGUAACGCCCGCCACUUCGAAGGCGAGGUUGUGGGCCAGGGUGCCAAUAUGCACUUCUCCACUUGCUGUAACAACGGUCAAGUGACCGCUGCAGGUCAACACGCGUUGUUGCCCGCCCCUUUUUUACUAAUGAGUUUGUUGAUUGGAGAUUCACAGGAUGGUCGUAGAUUCCGAGACGACAUUCGCCGGUACAACAACGCCCUGGCAUUCGCUGCGUUUAGCUGUGGCACAGACGACAGGCGAUUGCGAGGGCGUGGACCGCGAACGAUGUGUAUCCAAGGCCAAACUUAUCAGAGGAUAAAUAAUGACGUGGCCGUUGACCGAGUAGAUGCCAACUACUGUCAGUUGUAUUUCCUCGAGUCCGCAGAGGCCAACGCCCGCCGCGUUGGGAUGGCUCUGCAGAGAAAUCAUCGUGAACUGUCCGUAGUUGUGAUGGGACUAUUGGACGGUUUUCUGCGAGACGUAAAUCCGUACGCAAUGGCUUUUAAGAACAUGCGUGAGGUGUGGCUGGCAGAAAGAGACCUAGCCGACGCCGAUCCCGCAGGUGUACGACCUAGGCCAGUGACGAUGCAUUUUGUCCGAGAUGCGGCCCGGGACGACGGGCGAAACAACCUGCCUACCGCAAACGAAGUUGCGGCCGUGUUCAUAGGUGAAGGGGGUCGUCCGCCAAGAGACAUUAAUCUGGUCAUCUACGAUACGAAUCCAAUCAACCCGCAACACAGGAUGCAAACCAUACCAGCGGGUUAG
Metopolophium dirhodum (rose-grain aphid) is the source of this 1548-nucleotide messenger RNA. RefSeq lists its product as uncharacterized. The transcript is spliced from 5 exons. Lineage: Eukaryota; Metazoa; Arthropoda; Insecta; Hemiptera; Aphididae. Bases 1 to 1548 code for a protein of 515 amino acids. The record is from RefSeq and is a predicted model, not a curated record.